AGUACAACUUUACAUACCUGCAUUGGCCCACCGAGCGCCUUUGUUUGUUUGCACUAUGUUGUGAACUUUUACACGCUCGCGGGCGCUUGCAGCCGAGCACUCCACAGCGUACGACGACAGUUGUGAGAGUUGUGGCAUUGGUGUCGGUGUCAUGCAGUGACGUGACGCACUCAAAGCAAGACAAGGGCCACAGAUAACACCAACAGAAGUCACUGUUGCUGUACAACGUCAACGCGAACGACGGCGAACACUUUGACGCGCUCUCUAUUUCCAUUCUUUCGCUUACUUUACUACAACGGACGUGCGGGUGUUUGCUUUUCCUUUGUCUUUUGACCAUGUUCAGGUUGAUUUGUGGUUAAAGCUGCUUUGUGCUGGCAGCGAAUGUGGCACGCUCGUGACAAGCGAACAAAAUAACAAUGGCCAAACAGGCGAGUGAUUAAAAAUUACUCAUACGCCUUUGGGGGGAAAGUGAACUAAAGACUUUUUUGUGUUAAAUAGAAAAAAAAUAGAAUUAAACUAAGGUGCAGAAGUGAAUAACCUUAAGAAAAAUAUUAUUGAAAGCACACGUUUGCUUGGUGCGCGCACAAAAGUAGGCAGUGAAAAUGGCAAGCAGCGACAUUGAUUAGCGCUAACUCACAGUGUUUGGUUUAAGCUUUGUUGUGCCACCACAACAAUGUGUGUCUAAGUGUUUGUGUUAAUAUGUAAAGCAAUUUGCUAUAAGUGCUAUGAAAAUGGCAAAAACUUAACAAACAACGCUUGAGAGCUUCUUUUCCCCAAACAUAUGUAAUACUUGAUGCAUACUUUGCGGCGCUUAACAACAUUGAACCACCACGAAAUCCUUGACCUGAACCAAUGCCGACGCAGAAACUGAAACUUCAACAAAACCAAAGCAUAUCGACGGCAACCAGACAAGUUCAUGUAACACCAGCAACAACAACAAAAACAGUAACAGUAACAUUAGCACAACUGCAAUAACAAUAACAAAGACGGAAGUAACAACUACAAAUUACACAAACAAAAACUAAUAAGUGCACUAAUGUCUAAACCAAAGUUCGCCAACAAAAUAUAUAGAUUUCCUGCUAAAGACAUCCCGCAGCUGGGAAAACUGCACACAUUCCCAUGCAAAUGGAUGCCUGUCGGCAGCGGCUCCGUGUUUGCUGCUCUCUACGUCGCAAAGUUAAGGCACACAGCGCUUACAUAAAAGAUAAUAACGGCAAAUUAAGUGCAACACAGCCAAAGAGCGCAGCCAUAAACCGUACAACAACACCAGCAACAACAGAAAUAACAACUGCACUAAGUUUAGCGCUUAAGCCAGCAACAACAAAAGCGCACAGCGGCCACAACAGCGCGUCAGCUGUGCGUCGCCUGACAAGCUCAGCGUAUGCGUGUGGAGGACCACAGCGGCCAAGGGAGGUGAAAUCUGUGCAACGCCAGUGCAAGUGCAGCGCACAAGCACAGCUGACACUGGUGGCAGUAAACGUUUGCGCUUGCAAUUACAGCCGCGGUGAAGGAACUACUGCACGCGCCCACCUGACAGCCAUACGCUUCACAUUGAACCUGCUUUACCACGUGUUUGUUGCUGUUGGUGCAGCCUUAACGGUAUUGCUAGAACGUUGCUGUGUUGGCAAGGCGCAAGGUAUUCUGAAACGCCCACAGACGCAUUUACCGUUAGCCAAUUCAUUGCGGCUGGCUGCUGGAAAAUCCCAUUGGCCGCAAACGCUCCACACGCCGACAACAAUGGGCUCAUGUUUCGGGCGCUGCGUGUCGAAGGAUGCUAAUGGCGGCGGUGUGGCCUCCACCGCAACAUCCUGUUUGUGGCGUCGGCAGCAACAUGCAACAGAUGAACAAGAAGCGGAACUCGUGUCGAAUGCGAGCGACAAAUGCCCGAGAGAGAAUUUCAUAUAUCGCAUUAUUAAAUUCAAAACGAAGCAAAAGCGGCCACAGUUCAUUGACAAGUUCUGGGAGCAACAGGAUAUGCAAUACACGAAAUUACCCAAUAGAAAUGGCACCGAAGGCCUCUCCGACAUUCAACUGCAGAAUCUCGACGUACACAAUUUACUCAGCAACGCCAUUCUCGCCAAGGAGUCAGCGCUCAAUUACUGCCUGACUGAAGCUCAAUACGCCGCGGCCAGCUCGCGCGCCAGUUCCUCGCUCGAUCUAGAAUGGGAGCAUGAGUACGCACACAUGCGACAACUCUAUCAGCCGCCUCCGCAUACGCAUCGCAGUACGCAAUCCCUACUACAAGCCAGUACACUCAACAGCAACAACAACCUCGCGCAAUAUACCAACGGCAACAACACACCGUUACAUCACCUACACACGCUCAACAAUAACCACCACACGCUGGAUCUGAGCAAACGUAGCCACACUUACGACAAUCACCCGCUGCACGUGCACCUCAACAAUUCAUGGCAAUAUCUAAGCAACGACGAUGAGCAGCUCAGCUCAUUAGCUUCAUACUCGCAAUCGCUGUCGCUACCGCAUGCGCCACUAAACGCCGCAGCAAUGGCGCUGGCGACAGCCAAAGCAGUUGAGCGCGGUGAGCAGCGCUUGCGCACGCGUCGUGUGGCGCCACCGCCGAUCAACGAACGACGUAACAGUUCCUUUACGCGCACCUUUUCGUCGCACAACUCAUGGUCGCACAUCUCGACGCCGGAGUCGCUCGAGUGGGAUCAGGAUGAGGAGCAGCAGCGGCAGCUUCGGGUGGAGGACGACAAUUUGGAUGACGAGACACUCGAGCUGCUGCAUCAGAUUGAACAGUUGAAGAACCGCGUGUUGGACGAAACCGGCGAUGGACUCUAUGAUGACGGUCUGGUAGCUGCGGGGGAGAGCGAAGCGGGUGAGGGCGUACAUUUUAUGAUCGGUGGACAGUACAGUGCAGAGGAUGGACGCAAAGAUAUCAGUUGAUCAGCUGCAUGCGGCUUGCGGUGCAUAAGAGGAAUUUGUGGUGGAGUUAGGUUGGCAGCAUAUAUCAAUUAUUGAUUGGAAUGUACUGUAUAAUCAAGUGCCUAGACUAAUGUAUCAUUAUAUAUUACAAAUAAUAUUUAAUUACAGUUACUGUUAAUGUUAGUCUAAAAGCUAGAACACACGGUCAUGGCAAGAAAGUUUCGUUAGUGAGAUCGUACGUUUUGGCUUGGUUGUACUGAAAUGUUUGAGGUACAACCAAGAUCGAGAAUGCCUGAAACAGCUGUCAGCAGGGCUUCGUUCGUAACUGUAAAAAUCCAACCAUAAUACGUAUUCUCCUCAUUUACUGGAACACGUCGGUUUUAACAUACCACAUAUUUAAUUCCUCCAUCAUAUCUCAACCAGUCGUCAGACCUCUACUAACUAAACGAGAACUUUAUAAUGGAGAGCGCUUAAUCUACACUAUACGAUUCUCGUUCGGUUCAUUUACGAUCUUAUCACCUACUUGUAUAACAAGCCAGCUGUUAUGAACCCAUAUCUCCCGACCUUUUUUUUUUGUUUCCCCAACUGACGUAAGAAUGCACAUAUCCGUCGAUAACUACGAACCUAUUGCAAAAAGGUCUGAAUCCUAGAAGCAAAUUGCCAUGACCAUUGUUUUUCAUAUGAGUGUUAUCGAAAAUUAAUUAAGUACGAACGUUAUGGAAUCCAAAGUCGAGGUAUAAAUGUGUACGCAGUUAAAAUAUUUAAUAAAUUUUUGUAGUUGUAUCGUAUCAUAGUGUUGAGAAGACUUCCAAGGCAAAUAAUAAUGUUGAAAUUUAGACAGCAUAAGAUAAGCGGUUACUUUUUUAGAGUCGAAGCAUAGUAUGUAGCUUGCACCCUUAAAAUAAUGUUAUUGAUUUUUAUUGAUCAUAUAUAUACAGGUCCUAAACAUAGACAUUGGCUUCUUACUGAUUCGAUCUUAAUUUCAGUCGAUGUAGAUGGUUGUCCCGGAUUAACCCAUGAUUUUCUCCGUUUAGGAUUCUUAAAAUAAAUCCUUUUUUCAUCGUCAGUGACAGUUCAAUUCAAAACUGCGUGCUUUUUCUGUGUCUUUCAGUCAAUAUAACGAGUUUUCAAUAGGGACGCUACAAAAGUAGGCCGAUAGUGGCACCGAACGAAGCCAUAUAUUUUUCCCACUCUUAUGACAUCUCUUUUCAACAAGGUUUGCCAUUUCAUAAUGGAGAGAUAAACGAACCAGCAACGAGUCAAAAUUAUUAAAAUUUACUACCGAAAUUCGGAGUCAGUGGCCUCAACUUUAUAUGGCAUCCAUUUGUGACAAUUUUGAAUCUUCCGCAUAGUUCUCAAACGGUCUCAAAUUGUUUUUUUUUGUAACAUUGAACAUAGCGGCCAUUUGCUUUUGACCGAAAGUAUCGUCCUCAUCCAAUAUUGCUUAAAGUUCAGUGUCUUCAAACUGUUUUUGGUAAUCUUCCACGUUUUUCAUUUCUCACAUCAAAAUCAUUAUCUCUGAACAGUUGAAACCAUUUCUUGCAUGCUGCUUCUGAUAGAGCAUUAUAUCUAUCUUAUAUGCCUCGACUAGCAUUAAUACAAAUUUUAUACCGAUAUACAUAUAUAUAUCAGGUAUAUAUGAUCAAUAUUUAAAAAACCAAAAAUGCCGUUAUACCAUAUUAAGAACAAGGAAAACAAAGCCUUAACCCUAA
Messenger RNA from Bactrocera dorsalis (oriental fruit fly), 4598 nucleotides. RefSeq lists its product as uncharacterized. The record is from RefSeq and is a predicted model, not a curated record. NCBI's taxonomy places the organism in Eukaryota, Metazoa, Arthropoda, Insecta, Diptera, Tephritidae. Bases 1120 to 2907 code for a protein of 595 amino acids. The transcript has 4 exons.